AUGGACGACAACGGCCUACCCAUGGACGACCGCACCAAGGCUCUUGCAGACAACUACAGAAACCAUCCUCGCAUCUAUCCCCAGCUCGAACAGUACGCGACUUUCCGACACGGCCUCCGCAGCAUCUACCUCUCCAUGGACUUCAUCGCAUACAUGCACUUCUUCAAAGUCAGCGUCGGCAGUUUCAAGCAGUAUCUACUUCCUGGUUCAAUCUCUUACGAGAUCUUCGAGGAACUACCAAAUCUGAACCAAAUCACCUUCCGCCUGCCUCGCAAGCCACAACAAGGGUGGCGCGACAUGCCAGAACAGCCCGGCCCACCGCUCUUCUUCCCGGACUUUCCCUGUCCACGCAUCCUUCACCGACUCAUAUACGAUUGUAUCGCAGCGGUAUUGACGCUGUACCCUCUCGUCGAAGUCAACGGGUUCAUAGACGCGGACGAGAAGGAUCGCUACGAGUCCCUCCGUGCAGCGGCGAUCCAAGAUCGAGAGUGGAGUCCAGAUGAGCUGGCAGAGCUGUAUACCGAGUGUGGAGGAGGUGUCAAGCUGGAAGAACCAGUGCAGCCGGGAAGCUGGCUUGUCGAGGACGGAGAGGAGGAACAAAACGAGUCAAUCUCGCGUCAGGCACCCGAGUCGAUGGCAGGUCAGGCACACGACGAGAAGCCGGAAGACGAUUUCUUCCCACCAAAGUGCCGCUGUGCGGAGCAGUGCUCUCAAGUCUUCUAUGAAAAGGAGAAGAAGCGCAGGAUCUACCGGGUAACUGGUGGUGGAUAUUACUGA
Molecule: messenger RNA, 777 nt
Organism: Parastagonospora nodorum SN15
Lineage: Eukaryota; Fungi; Ascomycota; Dothideomycetes; Pleosporales; Phaeosphaeriaceae
Exons: 1
Coding region: 1-777 (258 amino acids)
Source: RefSeq, a predicted model, not a curated record